This is a messenger RNA of Juglans microcarpa x Juglans regia, 809 nucleotides long. Its product is annotated as vacuolar iron transporter homolog 4-like. Bases 86 to 766 code for a protein of 226 amino acids. The transcript has a single exon. Gene Ontology annotation, biological process: intracellular manganese ion homeostasis. Gene Ontology annotation, cellular component: membrane. Gene Ontology annotation, molecular function: manganese ion transmembrane transporter activity; iron ion transmembrane transporter activity. The record is from RefSeq and is a predicted model, not a curated record. Lineage: Eukaryota; Viridiplantae; Streptophyta; Magnoliopsida; Fagales; Juglandaceae.
UUCAUAUCUAUCUCGAUCCCUUUUUCUGAUUCCAGCGCCACUUGUUCAUUUAUAAUUACUAGCUUUCUUUGCUUUCAUUUCUUCCAUGGCGAUCAAUCAAGUUCCCGACCAAGCUUCUGUUAAGAAAGCCAAGAAUAUUCCUUUCGACGUCGAGGCCGUACAUAUUCAGGAACCAGAAGAAGAACAUGAGGGAAUCAUGGUAUUUGAUUAUGCAAAAAGAUCACAGUGGCUAAGAGCUGCCGUCUUGGGAGCCAAUGAUGGGUUGCUCUCCACGGCAUCCCUAAUGAUGGGAGUUGGAGCCGUCAAGAAGGAUGUCAAGACUAUGAUCCUCACGGGUAUUGCCGGCUUGGUUGCCGGAGCUUGUAGCAUGGCCAUCGGAGAGCUCGUUUCCGUCUACUCACAAUACGACAUCGAAAUGGCUCAAAUGAAGAGAGAGGGUCGGACUCGAAACAUGGGAGCUGCGGAGCUAGACGCCGAGAAGGGGAAAUUGCCAAACCCGUGGCAGGCAGCUGGGGCGUCUGCAGUUUCUUUUGCGGUGGGGGCGUUGGUGCCGCUACUGGGGGCGGCCUUUGUGAGGGAUUAUGCGUUGAGGAUUGGGGUGGUAGUAGUGGUCGUGAGCUUUGCCCUGCUAGGGUUUGGAGGGUUGAGUGCACUGCUAGGGAAGGCUCCUGUGGUGAAGUCGUCUUUGAGGGUUUUGAUUGGGGGAUGGAUGGCCAUGGGAGUUACUUUUGGCUUAACCAAGCUUGUUGGUUCUGCUGGACUGUAGUAAUCAAUCAUAUAACUAGCCAGAGCGCGCAUUUUGCUGUGUU